CAAUUAUUUUGGCAAAAUGGGAAUAUUUUCUGGCGCCCUUCCGGCCUGAUACUCCUCUCAGUGACGACGACGAGUCGAGGCUCCUCUGAUAUGUACUUUCUUCGAUCACUCCGCUCUUUGACAACCAAUCUCCCUCGUUCACGACAUUUCUCUUCUCUUAUUGAAUCUCCUCCAUCCCCGUCCGCUUCGUCAAAAUUUCCCUUCCUUUACAACCACGAUUCUCCCGAAGAAACGCAUUCAAACAAUGCUGGAACCACCGCUAUUCUCCAGCUGCUCUCCUGGGGCAGAGGUUCUUCCGGUCAGCUCGGUGGCGGCAUUGAAGAAAUUCGUUUGUAUCCUUCUCCCGUGGCCAAUUUGAGUGUUCCCAAUAUUCAUAAUCUCGCCCUAGCCCCAGGUCAGCUUCCGUCAUUCUCCGGCGACAAUCAAGAUUCUGGGGAUGACGGUUCGUUUGAGCUCGGUAUUUCUUGUGGGCUGUUUCAUUCUUCUUUGCUUGUUAAUGGGAAAGUCUGGAUUUGGGGUAAAGGAGACGGCGGCCGUCUUGGUUUUGGUCACGAGAACCCUGUCUUUGUUCCCACUUUGAAUUCUCGCUUAGAGAGUGUUCGUUGCAUUGCUCUUGGGGGUCUGCAUUCCGUUGCGCUCAACGCUCUUGGGCAGGUUUUCACUUGGGGUUAUGGUGGUUUUGGUGCGCUUGGACAUUCUGUUUAUCACAGAGAACUGGUCCCUAGAUUGGUAGAAGGCUCAUGGAGAGGCAGAAUUAAGCACAUUGCAACUAGCGGGGCCCAUACUGCAGCAAUCACGGAAUCAGGUUGCGAGGUCUAUACCUGGGGCCGAGAUGAAGGAGAUGGUAGAUUGGGCCUUGGUCCAGGUCGAGGCCCAAAUGAAGGAGGAGGAUUGAGUAUUCCUUGCAGAGUGAGAGCAUUGCCUGCACCUGUUGCUGCUGUGUCCUGUGGUGGUUUCUUCACAAUGGCUCUAGGAGUGGAUGGGAAGCUUUGGAAUUGGGGAGCAAACACCAACUUUGAGCUUGGUAGAGGCAAUAACAUUGGUGGUUGGGAACCAAAACCUGUUCCUAGUCUUGAAGAUACACCCAUCAUUCAGAUAGUUUGCGGUGGAUACCACUCGCUUGUAUUAACUGGUGAUGGAAAAGUGCUUUCCUGGGGUUACGGAGGACAUGGCCAAUUGGGUCAUUCUUCAAUACAAAAUGAAAAAGUACCCAGAGUGAUUGAUGCUUUAGCUGACAAGCGAGUGAUCUAUAUUGCCUGUUGUGGUUCCUCUUCAGCCGCUGUAACAGCUGAGGGUAAAUUGUACAUGUGGGGAAAUGCUAAGGAUUCUCAAUUGGGUGUUCCUGGGCUGCCAGAGGUACAAACAUCUCCCGUGGAGGUCAUAUUUCUAACGGAAGAUGAUGGGUUGGGUCCCUACCAUGUUUUAUCAGUUGCAGUUGGUGCGUCUCAUGCAAUGUGCUUGGUCUUAAGGAGAGGCAGGAUGUAAAAUUUUGAUGCGGUAGUGAUCCCAAGAAAUUUUUGCAAUGUAGAAACAUAUGGCUGGUUUUGUUACAACCUACAAGGUGUAUUAGGGUUUUGUACUGCAAGAACUGCUGCCCCUCAGCAUCUUUCAACAUUGGGGGUCACUUUUAAUAAAAGAGUCACCUGUAAUUUAUUAUACGAACAGAACAUUUAGAAAACAUCAUAGAUAGACCACUUUUAGUUUUAGUCUUCAUUAUCAGUUACUUUUUAUUGAAAGGUUUAUUAUAGUAGUUAUUUGUUAAAUCAGACAAUUAAGUUCAAUUUUCCUUCACUCACUCAGGAAUCCAACUCAAAUCUUUCUUUGGAUUUUUUCUCAUGAUAUUCAA
Messenger RNA from Cucumis sativus (cucumber), 1846 nucleotides. Its product is annotated as RCC1 domain-containing protein RUG3, mitochondrial. The record is from RefSeq and is a predicted model, not a curated record. The coding region runs from base 91 to 1485 and encodes 464 amino acids. The transcript is spliced from 7 exons. Lineage: Eukaryota; Viridiplantae; Streptophyta; Magnoliopsida; Cucurbitales; Cucurbitaceae.